Messenger RNA from Mercurialis annua (annual mercury), 3069 nucleotides. Its product is annotated as kinesin-like protein KIN-8B. Gene Ontology annotation, molecular function: microtubule motor activity; microtubule binding; ATP binding. Gene Ontology annotation, biological process: microtubule-based movement. The transcript has 15 exons. The record is from RefSeq and is a predicted model, not a curated record. Bases 511 to 2673 code for a protein of 720 amino acids. Lineage: Eukaryota; Viridiplantae; Streptophyta; Magnoliopsida; Malpighiales; Euphorbiaceae.
UACAAUACAACACACCACACCACAACACAAACAAAAUUUCUUCUUCUUCUUUGCUCCUUCUUCGUCUUCUUCUCUGCUCCUUCUUCUCCCCCUCCGUUACAUGGCGUUUACUCCAUUACUCACUACACUACAACUAUCGUACACCGCCAACCACCGUAUCACCCUCUCCGUCUCCGUGGCCGUUUAACAUUUCUCUCAUUUUUUUAUUAUUAUAAAUCAGUAGUAACGUUUUUUCUGCAUUUCUUCUCCAUAAAUAUUUGUAUUUUUUUUUUCAUUUGAAGAGAUUCUUUUAAGCAAUGUGAUUCAGUAGUAAUGUGUAAUACACACACCGAGUCGUCAAUCAUCUGUGUUUUUUUUUGCUUAAUUUUUUCAAUUAGUUUUGUGAUUUUAAUUCUCUGAUGAUUUUUUUUGAGUGAGUUAGGGUUUUAGUAAGCUAGCUUAGCACCAGCUGGAGAUUUUUUUUGUUUGAUUUUUUUUUGAUUAAUGGUGAGAAAGAAGAUAAGGUAAAUAAUGCCUAGCAUUAGAGCUUCACCUACCAAGACAACUACUACUCUUACGGUUGCUGUUAAGUGUAGGCCGUUAACUGAGAAAGAACGGGGCCGUGAUAUUGUUCGUGUUAGUGAUAACAAGGAGGUGAUUGUAUUAGAUCCUGACUUAUCGAAGGACUAUCUUGAUCGUAUUCAGAAUCGCAGUAAAGAGAAGAAAUAUUGUUUUGAUUAUGCAUUUGGUCCUGAUUCUACUAAUUUGGGUGUCUACAAGAAAAGUAUAUCUUCGAUAGUCUCUGGGGUUGUUCAAGGUUUAAAUGCCACUGUUUUCGCCUAUGGUUCUACUGGAAGUGGUAAAACAUAUACAAUGGUUGGGACCAGAGAUGAUCCCGGACUUAUGGUUCUCAGUUUGUAUACCAUUUUUGAUCUUAUAAAAAAGGAUAAAAGCUCUGAUGAAUUUGAUGUCUCCUGUUCUUACCUUGAAGUCUAUAAUGAAGUUAUCUAUGAUUUACUUGAGAAAUCAUCGGGUCAUUUGGAACUUCGAGAGGAUCCAGAGAAAGGAAUAAUCAUUGUGGGGUUGAAAUGUAUCAAGGUCCAAUCGGCUGAUAAGAUUCUUGAACUAUUGAACUUGGGAAAUAGUCGACGAAAGACAGAGAGCACAGAGGCUAAUGCAACAUCAUCUCGAUCACAUGCUGUUCUAGAAAUAAUUGUUAAAAGAAAGCAGAGAAAUAAGUAUCGAAAUCAAGUCAUGCGAGGCAAACUUGCUCUUGUGGAUCUUGCUGGCAGUGAAAGAGCAUCUGAAACAAAUAGUGGAGGUCAUAAGCUAAGGGACGGAGCUAAUAUUAACCGUUCCCUUCUCGCUUUAGCAAACUGCAUUAAUGCCUUGGGGAAGCAACAAAAGAAGGGUCUUGCUUAUGUCCCUUACCGCAAUAGCAAACUAACACGUAUACUUAAAGAUGGUCUGAGUGGUAAUUCUCAGACUAUCAUGGUUGCUACAAUAUCCCCUGCAAACAUUCAGUAUCAUCAUACAAUAAAUACCUUGAAAUAUGCUGACCGAGCAAAGGAAAUAAAGACACAUAUCCAGAAAAACAUUGGCACAAUUGACACCCAUGUGUCAGAUUACCAGAGAAUGAUCGACAGUCUUCAGAUUGAGGUUUGCCGUUUGAGAAAAGAACUGGCUGAUAAAGAAUCCUUACUAAUUUUCAAGCCUGCUGAAAAAGAUGUCGACGAUGAGCUCUCGUGGUUGGAUACUUUAAGCCGUGAAACCAGUGAAAAUGUGCAGGAAAGAAUAAACUUACAGAAGGCAUUAUUUGAACUUGAGGAGACCAACCUUCGUAACCGCAUUGAACUCCAACAGCUUGAUGAUGCUAUUGCAAAGCAACAGGCUAUUGAAAAGGAAGGAGCAGUUGUAGAAGCUUUAAGAGCAAGGCGACAACUCAUUCUGGAUAACAUUCGUGACAAUGAUGAGGCUGGCAUUAAUUACCAAAAGGAGAUUGAAGCAAACGAGAAGCAGCGAUGUCAACUCCAAGAUAUGAUCGAAAAAGCCAUUAGUAAGGAUGGAAAUAAGACAUACUUGCGUAUCCUUAGUCAAUACAGACUUCUGGGAAUGGCCAACACUGAGCUUCAGUUCGAAAUGGCAAUGCGUGAUCAAAUUAUCCACAACCAACGACAAGCACAAAAAAACCUGUGGAACUUGCUUAUGAGUUUAGGGCUCGACGAGAAGCGCUUAUUGAAACUUGCAGCUAAAAAUGGAAUAAUGAUUGAAGAUCGGACAAUGAUGCCUCAUCCGCGUUUUGCAGAUAAGCUGUCGCUGAACUUUUCCUUAGACAGAUACGCUUCCAUCGGAACUAAUCCUCGGAAUGGUCAAUCAAUUUCUCGAUCUGGUGUCUUCGGACAUGGUUUGAGAUCAUUUUCAACCGGGCGUCGCGAUCCUGGUCAGGCGUUAUUCAUGGAAGAGCACCACAGUUCCUAUUACAUGCUGCCUCAUGAUCACUCCCCUCCAGCAUAUCUGAGGCUAAGGAAGAGUACUGACCACUGGUUUGGCUCACCUCAUCAGCAUUCUCAAGAUUUACGCAGUUCAUGUCCAGAUUUCAAAAGCCGCGCUUCUCCUUAUAGUGAUGGAUUCUCUUUCAGUGCUGAUUUUAGCCAUCAGCUUAAGCGUUGUAACACUGGGCACAUGGAGGUAUGAUCCAAGGCAACAUCUAUUUGAGUCUCGUCAUUCUGGAAUCGGUCAUGGCCAAGAGGACGAUGAAUCACGUGUCACUUAGAACUAGACGCAGGGCAGCAUAGCUCAAACCAUUAAUCAUCACGGUGAGCCAUCUAGUGGACCAAACAAGCUAAAAAAUUCAGCUGUCCAAUUUUGUAUAGUCACGCGUAGUUCUGUGUCUUCUAUGGGAUUUUUCCCUUUUAAUUUUUUGAUUUCUGUAACGCAAUUUAGUUGUAUAUAGCGGAAGUAGCAUAGAAGUAGUUUCACGUAGGGAGGUGAUUCUUUUGAUUCUUCUUACAGUGGAGAGAGGGAAACCGUAGAUUUAGUUUGUAAAGUUGAACUCGCUAACAUGUUGAAUGUAGGAGUAUCAUUUGUGUA